CCGCGGGCAGAUUUGCAUAGAAAAACCCUGCAAAGUGUCGCGCAGGAGGAGGAAUUAGGAUUCACGCCGGCGUCUCGUCUGCGGAUGCUCGGCCGCCACGUGAGACGGGAGCGGCUGAUUGAUAUGGACGAGCGCGGCCAAACUCGCCGUGCGUCAUCUGGCGCCAGGUGGGGAGCAGGCAGAGGGAGCGCCCACACCGGUUCUUGCAUCUUAGCAUGUGGCUAAAUGCUAAUUGCCAUCAAGGCCUGCCUAGUCGGAGCGUUCCAUGAAAGGGUCGCGGCUGUGCACAAAUGGAUGGCGGGGGAACUGAACUCACACUGCUUGCACCAAAGUCUGGUGGCGCUAGUUCACCAAUGGAGAGGGAACGCCCGAGCGCGGCGGUCCCUACCAUGGAUGCUCGUCCCUCGAGGUGCGAGCGAGGAGGGACGCUGUCAAAAGUACUGCAAUUGUAUGGAUCAAGACGAAUCCGCAACCUUCCGUCGGCGGCAAACGGCGCUCUCACCCGCAAACUCUUUGAGGAUUGCUCACAAGAACGACGCCGCGUCGGUUGCGUCUCCUCAGGGAGGCAACGCUCGCUCAAAGAUGUCUCAAGGUGCCUGCCGUCGUUCAGCUUGAGAUGUGACUCUGGACCUGGAAGACUUGCGGCGCUGGGGUUUUUUGUCCUCCUGCUGCGUGGAUGGGUGGGUGGGGGGGGGGGGUCUUCUGAAGUGAGGAUUAACGCCAACAAAGUUUGAUGGCCGGCAGCUAGAGCGCGAGGAGGCCGACGAGGGACAGGCGACAUGAACUCCGUUCCGUCCAUGGACCGACACAUCCAGCAGACCAAUGACCGGCUGCAGUGCAUCAAACAGCACUUACAGAAUCCGGCCAAUUUCCAAACGGCGGCGACCGAGCUGUUGGACUGGUGCGGCGACCCCCGAGCCUUCCAGCGUCCCUUCGAGCAAAGCCUGAUGGGAUGUCUGACGGUGGUGAGCCGCGUGGCGGCGCAACAGGGCUUCGACCUGGACCUCGGCUACCGCCUGCUGGCCGUGUGCGCCGCCAACCGCGACAAGUUCACGCCGAAGUCGGCAGCGCUUCUGUCCUCCUGGUGCGAGGAACUGGGACGGCUCCUCCUGCUGCGUCACCAAAAGAACCGACAGAACGAGCCCCCCGGAAAAGCGCCCAUGCACCCCCCCAUGAGCUCCAUGAAGCCCGGACUCUCGCACGGAGAUGGGCCUUUUCCCUACGACUCGGUUCCCUGGCAACAGAACACCAAUCAGCCUCCCGGUUCACUGUCGGUGGUGACCACCGUCUGGGGCGUUACCAACACCUCGCAGAGCCAGGUUUUGGGGAAUCCCAUGAGCAACAGCAACAAUCCCAUGAACCCGGGCGGCAACCCGAUGGCUUCGGGGAUGUCUGGCAAUAAUCCUGGGAUGAACCCCUCUCAGUUCAGCGGUCCGCAGCAGCAGUUCCCCAGCAAGGGCCCCCCCAACCAGGGCUACAUGCAGCCGGGCAUGUACGGACGACCCAACUACCCCGGCGGAGGCGGCUUUGUCGGCAACUAUCCCGGGGGCCCCAAUGCUGGACCCGGAGGAAUGGGCAUGCCCCCACACUCGCGUCCGCCGUCGGACUUCACUCAGCCUGCGGCCGCCGCCGCCGCCGCCGCCGUCGCCGCCGCCGCUGCCACGGCGACCGCUACUGCCACCGCCACUGUAGCCGCACUGCAGGAGACUCAGAACAAGGACAUGAAUCAAUACGGACCGAUGAGUUCCUCGUUCCAGAUGGGACCAAACCAGGCCUACAACAGCCAGUUCAUGAACCAGCAAGCACCACGUGGACCCCCAGCGCUCCCUGGGAACAUGGGCUCGGGCAUGAAUGCAUCCAGCAUGGGCGGUCCCCCAAUGGGGAUGAACCAACCCAGGGGCCAAGGCAUGGGACCCUUUGGAGGUCACGGCCAAAGGAUGGCCCAGCAAGGGUAUGCCGGAGCCCGGCUUCAGGGCAUGCCAAUCCAGGGCAUGAAGAGGCCCUAUCCAGGGGAGCCUAAUUACGGCGGACAGCAGUACGGACCAAACAACCAGUUCCCCAGCCAGCAGGGCCAGUACCCGACACCCAGUGCUUCCAGGCCGCUGCCGUCCAGCAACUACCACAGCCAGCGCACGCCGGGACAGCAGCUCCAAUCCCAAUAUCCACCGCCCAGCGGUCCCAUGGGGCAGUACUAUAAGCAAGAGCUGCCUUUUAACGGCCAAACCACCAACUUUUCUGCGAGUGGUUAUCAGUACAGCCAGGGAAAUAUGAAUGGGCCACCCAGACCAAUGGGCAACUACCCCCACUCGCCAGUACCGGGCAACCCCACCCCUCCAAUGACCCCAGGAAGCAACAUCCCUCCAUAUUUAUCACCCAGUCAGGACGUGAAGCCGCCAUUUCCUCCUGACAUCAAACCAAGUAUUACUGCUCUUCCUCCACCACCUGGCAACCAUAACGAGGAGCUCCGCCUCACCUUCCCGGUGCGUGACGGGGUUGUCCUGGAGCCUUUCAGGCUCGAGCAUAACCUAGCAGUCAGCAAUCACGUCUUCCACUUGCGGCCCUCGGUGCACCAGACACUCAUGUGGAGGUCGGAUCUGGAGCUGCAAUUCAAGUGCUACCACCACGAAGACCGGCAGAUGAACACCAACUGGCCGGCGUCGGUGCAGGUCAGCGUCAACGCCACGCCGCUCACCAUCGAGCGCGGUGACAACAAGACUUCCCACAAGCCCUUGCACCUGAAGCACGUCUGCCAACCGGGCAGGAACACCAUCCAGAUCACCGUCACAGCCUGCUGCUGUUCGCACUUGUUCGUGCUGCAACUGGUCCACAGGCCGUCGGUCCGCUCCGUCCUCCAGGGUUUACUGAAGAAGAGGCUCUUACCGGCCGAGCACUGCAUCACCAAAGUCAAGAGGAACUUCAGCAGCGUGGCGGCGUCGUCGUCGUCGGGCAACGCCGCCCUCAACGGCGAGGAUGGCGUGGAGCAGACGGCCAUCAAGGUCUCACUCAAAUGUCCCAUCACUUUCCGACGGAUACAGCUCCCGGCCAGAGGUCACGACUGCAAGCACGUUCAGUGUUUCGAUUUGGAAUCAUAUCUCCAACUGAACUGCGAGCGAGGAACGUGGCGAUGUCCUGUAUGCAAUAAAACGGCUUUGUUAGAAGGGUUGGAGGUGGACCAGUACAUGUGGGGCAUCUUGAAUGCCAUUCAAAACUCCGAGUUUGAGGAAGUGACCAUCGACCCGACGUGCAGCUGGCGGCCCGUCGCCAUCAAGUCGGAAAUCCACAUCAAGGAGGACCCGGACGCUCCUCUGGCCAAGCGCUUCAAGACCAUGAGCCCGAGUCAGAUGAUCAUGCCCAACGUCAUGGACAUGAUCGCCCAGCUGGGCCCGGGACCCUCGCCGUACCCGUCUCAGCAGGGGGGCAACAAUGGCGACUACGGCGGUCAAGGCAACAGUUACCAGGGCCACGGCAACUUUGAGUUCCCGCAGGGCGCGCCGGGAGCGACGUCCAUGAACGAUUUUAUGCACGCGCCGCAAUUGUCGCACCCGCCCGACGUCUCCAACAGCCUGAUGAGCGCGGACAAGCCGCUUUCCCACAGUAUGCCCGACACGAUACCUCACUCCUCCGUCAACGAGCCGUCGCACGGCGCGUUGCAGCACGGCAUGCACGGGUCGCCGCGUCAACAACCGCAGCAGCAGCAGCAGCAGCAGCAGGUCCACCACAGCGGACCCCCGCCCCCCUCGAGGCAACCCCCGCCACUCCCUCCCCCUCCUCCUCAGCAGCAGCCCGGUCCAAACAGCCACCCCCACGGCGACCUGACGUUCAACACCUCCGGCAGUUUGGACAGCCAAGCCGGGUCGGACAUGCCCGAACCGUCUUUAGACCUUCUUCCAGAACUGGCCAACCCGGACGAGCUGCUGUCCUACCUGGACCCCCCGGACCUCCCCAGCAAUAGCAACGAUGACCUCUUGUCGCUCUUCGAGAACAAUUGAGGCUCGUCGUGGACUGCAAAAACAAAAAAACAAAAACAAGAAGACUCAGUACUUGACUAACACAACAAAGAUGCACUCCCCUUCUCUUCUUCCUCUUGUAUUGUUUGGCUUCGGAAAGGACGAUGGAAAAAAAAAAAAAAAAAAAGGACACGUCGGAAGGGAACGUUUGAAUCGCGCAGCUAUGAGAAAUUGUUUGGAGUCCACAAACAUUCCCCUUGUCGCAUUGAAAUCAUCAUCAUCAUCAUCAGAGAAGGAACCGCUUUGUUCGUCCCGCCAUGCCCCACUUCAGAAGCACAACGUCAUGAAUUAUUUCCCUCAAACUUGUACGUCUCUGAAAGCGAAGCGCCGGGAGUCAUUUGUGGGUGCGGAAAGUAUCCGCAGCGCUUCACUUUCCCCCACAUUUAUGCUUUCGCAAUGUAAGCAAAUGUUGUCAAAUUCGGAAGUUCGAGGAAGUGCUUGACCGUUUCUCACUGUGGACGCCGCUGCGUUGUGCUCCGCAGUCUCCGAGUUCAGCCCGUAUUUUGGAGAAGUACGAGAUGCUCGUUCUGCCGGCCAGUCUUUCUUGCGUUUUCACAGGUUCCUGCUGUGCCCUUCGUCCCCUCUUGGACGGAACCCGUCUUCUCACCACGGAUAAGCUCCCAAAAGCCCGGUUUGUUUUCUCGGGUUUCACGCCGAGCCGCGCACUCGACUCGACGCGGUUUUUUACAGCUUCCUGCUCUGGACGUGGCAGAAAUGUACUCCGGGGGCUCCACCUUUCUGCAACGGCCCUUAGUCUCCGCUUGGAUAAAAUGCGAUCUUCUUUGUACUGUGGAGAAUUAGCUUUUAUUCAUGUAUAUGAGAAACGUUUCAACUCCAAAUUUGCCCAUGUUUGAAAUCAAUUCAGGUUUGGAACUCUCGUCAUCUAAAAUGACAAUGGGAAGAAUUCCUUAAUUCGGAACCAUCCCCCCAAAACGGUUGACGAAAUGCCCAUUCCUUCUUUCUCUCUCUCGUCGCCACUCAAUCUGUGAAAUGACGCCCAAAAGGAGUUUGAAUGUGACUGACGGAUGGAAAAGUGCGCCAAGCAAAAUUUUGGGUAUUUUGUUGGAUUUAAUGAAACACUAACACGGAAGGCACAUCGUUAAUGCUCGCUGCAAUUUUUUUUUUUUUUUUUUUUUGCUCCUUUUAUUUUUUGUUUCGUUUUGUCGUGUUAACCUCAUCGGAGCUAAAACAUUUUUUGGGAAAGCGCUCACCAAAGUCGGGAGGGCGACGACGACGCGCGUGCGUGUCGAAAGCGAUGCUCGUUCCACGGCAAAAUGGGUGGCAAACGCAGUAUUUGUGCUACAUUUCCUGGACUGUCUGUUUGAUGCUGUUCCAGUAUGCAAAUGUAUUAUUUUCUAAGAAAUGCUAUUGUGAUUGUAAAUAUCACUGUGAAUAUUUUUCUAUCAUCUCAAUGAAGAAACAAAAAAAAAAACAAAACAAAACUGUUUGCGCGUCAUCCUCAUCGUCCUCACGUUAACCCACACUCGUCCGCCUAAAAUGUCUUCUAAGUUAUUUCCUGUCUGUUGUUGUUUCUUUUUUUUUUUUUUUCAUUUUUAUUUUUAGGAAACAAAAACCAGUCAGAGAUUCUGAACUGUUCAUCCAUCCAUUGUGUUGCUUUCAAUUCUUUAUUUUGCCGAUAUUCACUGUUUUAAUUAUUGCCAACACGUUGGUAUAUUGAGUUAUAUCAAGUGUAUAUUUAAAGAAAAAAAAAAAUCAGUUUAAGACAUUGUUUUUAAUAAAAACAGUAUAUUUGUCUUGAAAAAAAAAACAUUUUGGGGUUAUUGUCAGAUGUCAUCUUGCCCCCCAACCCUUUUUUUUUGUGGUAAUUUUUAUACUUUGUCACCAUUGAUUUUCAUCUGUAACACUAGAAAUGAAAAUGUCUCUCACUGUCGACUUUUUUAAUGAUUGUUUUCAUGAAAUUUCUGCCUUAUCGGUUGCCGUAUACAUACUUUGCCCCUUCUGGAAAUGUAUUUUUGUGUACUAUUUUAUUAAUCAGUAAUGCUAAAUUUUCAAUCUCACUGUAGCCUGUAUUUUUAUUAUUGCUGUAUACAUUCCCCUCUUUUUUUUUUUUCUUUUUGUAAUUUAUUUUGUGCUACUUUUGUGUUUUCCCUUACUGGCUUUCAAUGUAAUGUGAACAUCAUGUGUCAAUACGGUGGAAUUUUAAUGAGCAUAUUUUAAAAUACUGUAACGGUAUUGUUCAUAUUGUUUUGUCAUUAAAAGAAUCAAGGCUAUUUUAACUAUACAUGAUACAUUUCACCCCCUUUUUUUAUUCAUAUGUAAGUCUGGAAAUCAAAUAUCUCACUGUAGCCUUCCUCAGAAUUUGUUAUCAUUGAAUUCACUUCUUCCAGUUCGGGACACUGGCCAAAAAAUAAUAAUAUUAAUCUUUGACUAUCCACUGCCACAUCAUUUUAUUUAUUUUUUAAUACUAUCUGAAAGGAAACAGAUGAAUUCAUGUUUAUUUCUUGCAUACGGGUGAGCCACAUUUGUGUCGCCUCAAUCUUUUUUUUUGGGGGGGGGGGGAAUAAAGCGAGAAAGGCCAGGAAAUAAAGUGAGGUCACGUGUGCUAAAGAUGCCUGUAAAUAUGUAAAUGAACAUAGAAACGUGAGCAGAAAUGUAUUCAUGUUCCCUGGGAAUGUGCAUUGUUUCCUCCGAAUACGUUAAAAAAAAAAAAAAAAAUUGCAAGCCCUCUAUUGGAAGUGGAAAAUUGGUAAUUUUAUGCCCACCUCCCUUUUUGGGACUGUCUGUGUUAUGUUAUUGUCUGUCGCUUGUAUACUUUAUAAAAAAAAAAAAAAAAAAAGUAGUCCAAAAGAUUGUAAGUCACAUAUUUAUUUUUUUUUAACUAUCAUCGACAAGCCACUGUCUGUGUUUGUACAUUUCAGUAUGUACAAUCAUUUCAUACUGCUCUGACUUUUUUUUUUUUUAGUUUUGCAGAGCUGUAUGUAGGUAGACCAUGUGACACCCUCAUAUUUAUCGAAUAAAUAUGUAUUCAGAUCCUA
Messenger RNA from Syngnathoides biaculeatus (alligator pipefish), 7003 nucleotides. RefSeq names its product zinc finger MIZ domain-containing protein 1-like. The transcript has 26 exons. Gene Ontology annotation, molecular function: zinc ion binding; SUMO ligase activity. Lineage: Eukaryota; Metazoa; Chordata; Actinopteri; Syngnathiformes; Syngnathidae. Gene Ontology annotation, biological process: regulation of transcription by RNA polymerase II; protein sumoylation. The record is from RefSeq and is a predicted model, not a curated record. The coding region runs from base 780 to 3989 and encodes 1069 amino acids.